AUGGUCAUCUCUAAUUUCACUAUUCGACGAAUAUUGAUAGACAAUGGUAACUCAGCUGACAUACUAUUUAUUGGGGUGUAUGACAAAUUAAAAAUCGGCCAAGAGAAGCUUCGACCCAUGAAGUCACCACUGGUGGGAUUUUCAGGUGACAAAGUAUAUCCACUGGGGGCAGUUACCCUUCCAGUCACUGCAGGAGCCAAUCCAAAGCUGGUCACUGUAAUGGUGGACUUUGUAGUGGUGAACUGUCUAUCAUUAUACAAUAUUAUACUGGGGAGGAAAACAUUGAAUGCCAUGAAAGCAAUCACUUUCACUUACCAUCUCCUGAUGCGUUUCCCAAUUGAAUAUGGUAUGGGAAAGCUAAGAGGGGACCAAACAAUGGAUCGAGAAUGUUAUGACGCCUCUCUCAGAAAAACAAAAGUGCAAGAGGCACUUACGAUUAAAGGGCUGGAAGGGAGAGAUAUGCCAGACUUUCAUAGAGCGGAACCUACAGAGGAGCUAGAAGAGGUCAUCCUUGGUGAUGGUGAGCCCGAGAAGAAAGUGAGUAUAGGGUCUUUAUUCCCCCUAGGUAUCAAAGAUGAACUUACUCAAUUCCUCAGGAAGAAUCGAGACGUAUUUGCAUGGGUGCAUGAAGACAUGUCGGGUAUAGACCUCACUAUCAUGGAGCACCGCCUAAAUGUAAAUUUUAACUUCAAACCUGUCAGGCAAAAGAGGAGGACUUUCGUUCUAGAGAGGAAUCAGGAGACCUUUGAGGUACUUAAGAGGCAUAAGAUGAAACUCAACCCCAACAAGUGUGCCUUUGGGGUUUCCUCAGGAAAAUUCUUGGGAUAUAUGGUAAGCAGAAGAGGAAUUGAGGCCAAUCCAGAGAAGAUCCGAGCAGUCAUUGACAUGAGAUCGCCAAUAUCAACCAAGGAUCUACAACGACUAACAGGGAAGAUUGCUGCCUUGAGUAGGCUAAUCUCUCGGUCAACUGACAGGUGUCUACUUUUCUUUCAUGUGCUAAGGAAGGCUUUUAAAUGGACCUUAGAGUGUGAGCAGGCGUUCAAAGAACUAAAGCAAUGCCUUAAUUCUCCCUCAUUACUGUCUCGAACCAUACCGGGAGAGGAACUAUACAUAUACCUUGCGAUCUCCACGACAGCUGUCAGGUCAGCUUUGAUACGAGAAGAAGAAGAGGUCUUACACAAGCUAGAAAGCUCUGGUCGACUGAUGAAGUGGUCAGUAGAGUUAGGAGAGUUCGAUAUUCAGUACAAGAUAAGAACAGCAGCAAAGGCUCAGGUGUUGACUGAUUUCUUAGUUGAGUUUACCCCUCCAGAAGAGGAGAAACAACCCCAAUUUUUGACAGAACCAGGUUCAAGUGAACAGAUAGGCCCAGAAGUAGUCUGGAACUUGUUUGUGGAUGGGUCAUCUAAUGUUCAGGCUAGCGGAGCCGGGUUUGUUCUUGCUCCCCAGAGGGAGAAAGACGAGAAGAUGAAGAGUUACCUACAGAAGGUGGAGGAAUUAAAGAAUCAUUUCCAAAGAUUCUCAAUUCAUCAAAUACCACGAGAAGAGAACGGGAAAGCAGAUGCCUUAGCCCGGCUAGCUACUGCAUUGGAACCUGAGAUCAAUAAGACUAUACUACUGGAAUAUUUGGAUGAACCAUCUAUAUCUCAGGAGAGACAAAUUGAAGUGCAACAAGCGAUAUUGAGUGUGGAAUGGGCAGAUCCUAUCAUCAGAUAUAUCAAGGAUGGGGUGCUACCAACAGACCGAGCAGAAGCUCGAAAGGUUAAGAUGCGAGCUGCUAGGUUUAUGUUUAUCAAAGGGGUGAUCUACAAGAGAAGCUUCUCCAUGCUGUAUUUACGAUGCUGGCUACAUUUUGAGGGAGAUCCACCUAGGAGUUUGUGGAAACCAUGCUGGGGGUAG
This is a messenger RNA of Cornus florida, 1896 nucleotides long. RefSeq lists its product as uncharacterized. Gene Ontology annotation, molecular function: RNA-DNA hybrid ribonuclease activity; nucleic acid binding. The transcript is spliced from 4 exons. The record is from RefSeq and is a predicted model, not a curated record. The coding region runs from base 1 to 1896 and encodes 631 amino acids. NCBI's taxonomy places the organism in Eukaryota, Viridiplantae, Streptophyta, Magnoliopsida, Cornales, Cornaceae.